Messenger RNA from Folsomia candida, 1105 nucleotides. RefSeq lists its product as uncharacterized. Lineage: Eukaryota; Metazoa; Arthropoda; Collembola; Entomobryomorpha; Isotomidae. The coding region runs from base 64 to 594 and encodes 176 amino acids. The record is from RefSeq and is a predicted model, not a curated record. The transcript is spliced from 4 exons.
UUAAUGGACUACACAAUUUCUGGAUCUUCCUUCCAGGAGACUUGUUGAAUUGACUGGCACAUAAUGAACUCGUCUCUUCGAAUCGUGCUCAACACUGGUCUUGUCUUUGUCAUCAUGUUUCUGAUUUUUGUGACCACCUUCACCAAGGUCGGCGUUCCACUUGACAAGACAAUCAAGAACAAGCAAAUUCUUAUUGAUUACAAGGGUGCAAUAAUUUGGGGAAAUGCAACAAUUACGUUGUCAGAGUUUAUAGUCAGGACGGACGAUGAACCACAACAGUGGAUAGCGUUCGCACUUCCAGAAAUCGAUCUGACCAGACUUAAUAAGAUUAACGGAACGAAAGUUCCACUGGAAAUAUACUUCAAGACCUGGACGAUUAAAAAGUAUUCCGCCACGUUCGAAGAGAGGAUGGCAAGGGAGGGCGUUUUUGGCGAAAUUCUUGCCUUGCUGAGGGGAAAUUACAUUGAGGUUUGGGGGGUACAAAUGAGACAUUUUGGAAAUUACGGGGUAACAGGGCUCAUUUUGUCGCUCAUUGCUGCUAUGUUGAUCGAAAAUCAUAGGGAGGAACAAAAAUUAAGGGGUGACUCAAUUUAAUUAUUUCUGAGUAACUGAUAAGCAUAAUGCAUUAAUAUUUAUGUACGCAACGCAAAUACUACUGAUAAUUUACACGAUACGAGAUCUAUGUAUGCCUCGAUUCUAUUCAUAUGCGAGCCUUGUAUUUGAGGAAUUUUGACCCCAAUACUAAGGAUAAGUUGACCCUUGUCCCCAUCAAAUCUAUCGAGUUUUUAAGCAUGUUCCUAAUAAAUUUUGUACAUGAAAUAGUGAUUAGUCAUCGACAAAUGAGAUACAUAUUUACAUGUAUACUUUACAGACGUAUUUUUUGCAUACAUAUUUCUUAGGAUUUCAAGCCUUCAUAUAAUUUUACGAUUUCAUGUCAUCAUUUAAACCGAGUUGGACAAGUUGAGAAAUAAAAAUAAAAAUGUUAAGACUAGUGACUAGAAGUUUUAACGGAAUGCUUUAAAUGUAUGUAUGAACUUAUUUAAUUAUUUUUGCUGUUUUGCGUGACCCGAAUACUUAAGAAAAUAAAUUUGACUUACUCAACACA